AUGGAGAAACUCAAAGAUCCCGUUGGGGGAUGCACCACAGCCACCUGUGGAUGGAGAGCCCUCCUUCUCCCCCAGCUGAACAGGCAGUCCCUCUACGUGUACGGCAGCGAAGUGGCCGUGGAGAAAGAAUGCAUGCGGCAGCUGCAGAGCGGCGUCUUGGUAAUUCACCCCUUCAGCCUCAUAAGGAGUUACUAUAUAAUGUGCAUGAUGGCCAUAACAUUUCUGAACCUGAUCGGGAUUCCAAUGGAGAUAGCAUUUUUGGACGGAGACAACGGGCUUGGAUGGGAAGGCUUCAACGUGUUUUCGGACACGCUGUUCCUGAUAGAUGUGGCCUUGAAUUUUCGGAUGGGCAUCAUACCAGAGGACAGCGAGGUAGCCAUUCUGGAUGUCAAACAGAUUCGUGUGAGCUACCUGAGGUCAUGGUUCAUACCAGAUGUAAUAGCAGCUUUCCCCAUUGGCUACAUACUGUUUUUUGCGGACUUGCAAUACCACAAUGACGACAGCCCCUCGAAGACCAACAGGAUGAUGAGAAUACUCAUGUUUGUCAGGAUCCUGAGCCUCAUUAGGCUGGUGCGGGUGUCCAGGCUGGUCAGGUUCUUCAAUGAAGUGGAGAAAGUGUCAAAUGCAAACUUGGAGGUAGUCCGCUUGUUCUUCCGAAUCCUCUCUCUAUUUAUGAUGAUUUUCCUCUUAUGUCACUGGAAUGGCUGCAUCCAGUACUUUGUCCCCAUGCUGGAGGAGUUUCCAUCUGACUGCUGGGUCAGGAAAGAAAACCUGAUGAAUGCCACAGUGAGCGUGAAGUACUCCUGGGGAGUUUUCCGAGCCCUUUCCCAGAUGAUUGCGCUGUCCUACGGCUCCAUGGAUGCUCCAACAAAUUAUGUUGAGAUGUGGAUCGUUAUGGUGAGCAUGGUGUCCGGCUGUCUGAUGUACACCGUCCUGGUUGCCAACGCUACAACCAUGAUAGCCAGCACGGAACCCACGGCCAAGGAGUACAAGAGCAAGAUGAGCCGCUUGGAGCACUACAUGGCAUUUAUGAAACUUCCACCUGAGCUCCAGCUUCGUAUCAACAACUACUACCAGGCUCGCUACGGCGGCAAAUGGUUUGAUGAGAGGGACGUCAUGGACACAGUCUCUUCGGCGCUGAAAGAGCAAAUCCUGACAGCGAUGUGCAGCCGGUUGCUGAAAAGGGUGCCCAUGUUCCAAGACAGAGACAUCAACUUCAUCAAUGCUGUCCUGCUAAAACUGGAGUAUGAGGUCUACCAGGAAGGAGACAUCAUCGUCCGCCAGCAUGCGCCUGGAGACCGCAUGUUCCUCAUCGACCACGGCCAGGUCAUGGUGGAGACUGACUCCUUCGAGAGGGAGCUGUGUGAUGGAGACUACUUUGGAGAAACAUGCAUGCUGACCAAGGGGAAACAUCUGGCCACGGCGCGGGCGCUGACCGACUGCCAGUGCUUUUCUCUUUCCUGGGACAGCUUUCACAAGGCCCUGGGGGACUUCCCAGAUGUCAGGAAGGACUUAGAAAAGAUGGUUCAGCUCAACUCUGAUGAUAACGUUGUGUAA
Molecule: messenger RNA, 1557 nt
Organism: Lampris incognitus (smalleye Pacific opah)
Lineage: Eukaryota; Metazoa; Chordata; Actinopteri; Lampriformes; Lampridae
Gene: hcn5
Product: hyperpolarization activated cyclic nucleotide-gated potassium channel 5
Exons: 10
Coding region: 1-1557 (518 amino acids)
Biological process (GO): monoatomic ion transport; transmembrane transport
Cellular component (GO): membrane
Molecular function (GO): monoatomic ion channel activity
Source: RefSeq, a predicted model, not a curated record